AUGAAUAUAACAAUUAAAGGAAGAGAACGAAUGGAAAAGUUAAUAGAAGGACCACCAACUCUAAACCCAGAAGAUAUACUUUAUGAUGAAAAGAAAGAUUUAUUAGGGUGUGGUUCAUUUGGAAAAGUAUAUAGAGGUAUAGUGGCUGGGUUACCGGUUGCAAUAAAAGUACCUAACAAGCAAGUACUAAGCGAAGAUGAAAAAGAGAAUUUUAUGAGAGAAGUUAGAGUGAUGAAAAAAGUGUUUCAUCCAAAUAUAGUAUUAUUCUUAGGAGCAUCAACUGAGAAGAAGAUUAUGAUUGUUAGUGAAUUAAUGGCAUGUGAUUUAGAAACAUUACUCUAUUGUCCAAGUAAAUUACCUGAAAGUUUAAAGAUAGAACUAACACCUGAAAUAAAAUUAAAGUUAUGUACAGAAAUGGCAUUGUCAGUUAAUUGGUUACAUAAUGUAGUAGGAAUGGUUCAUAGAGACUUAAAACCAGAAAAUUUCAUGGUAGAUAAUUAUAUGAAUAUCAAAGUAACUGACUUUGGAUUUACUGUAUUUCCAGCCGAUGUUAAACAAGAAGAAGGAUGGAAAGGAACACCUUAUUAUUUAGCAAAAGAAGUUGUACUUGAAAAUAAAGUAACAUUUUCAUGUGAUGUCUAUGCACUUGGAUUAAUUAUGUGGCAGACAUUUACACAAAAACAAUUAUUCCCAGAAUAUGAUGAUUUUGAUGAAUAUUCAGAGGAUGUCAUCUGUGGUACAAAAAGACCAGAAAUUGAUGAUUCUGUUCCAAAAUUAUUAGUAAAUUGUAUAAAUAGUAUGUGGGAUGGAGAUUAUACAAAAAGGCCUAACAUAAAAGAAGUACUUGAAACACUUCAUCACGUUUCUUUAGAAAGUGCAUUAAUAGAUGAUGAUGGACUAAAAUUUUGGAAAAAACAUUUUUAUAACAAUAAAACAGGAGGAUUAAGACUAGAAGUUGAAAAACAACUCUUCUUUAAAGAACUUGGAAAAGAGCUAAAUGUGAAAAUUAGUAAUGAUAGUUGUCUUUAUCAAUUAUUUGAUGAAAAAAUAAUAACACCAACUACAUUUCAAAAGUCUAUUGAUUUUUAUGGAAAGUACUUUAAACAUACAUCUAUCUUUAAUGAAUUAGUUGAUUUAACAAAUGCUAGUUGGUACGCCUUUGAUAUUACCCGUGAAAUUGCUGCUUCUUGGCUUGACAAAAGACAAAAUGGAUGUUUUUUGGUUAGGCUCUCUUCUAAAACUGUUGAACAUCCUUUUGUCAUCUCAUAUAUUCUUAAAAAUGAAAUUAAACAUAAUCGAGUUACUAGAAUAACUACUAAAAAUGUUUCUAACAGAUAUUCUACUAAAAACAUUAUCAAUGGCACUGAAAUUGUUGCAAAAACUAUAACUGAAAUUAUAAAUAAAUGCAUUGACGCUGGCAUGUUUAGCACAAUUUGUCCUCAUGAAAAGGUUCAAGCUGAUACAUACUCUUAA
This is a messenger RNA of Entamoeba dispar SAW760, 1473 nucleotides long. Its product is annotated as tyrosine protein kinase, putative. Gene Ontology annotation, molecular function: ATP binding; protein kinase activity. The coding region runs from base 1 to 1473 and encodes 490 amino acids. Lineage: Eukaryota; Evosea; Mastigamoebida; Endamoebidae. Gene Ontology annotation, biological process: protein phosphorylation. The record is from RefSeq and is a predicted model, not a curated record. The transcript has a single exon.